This is a messenger RNA of Lampris incognitus (smalleye Pacific opah), 1818 nucleotides long. Its product is annotated as sodium- and chloride-dependent transporter XTRP3-like. Gene Ontology annotation, biological process: sodium ion transmembrane transport. Lineage: Eukaryota; Metazoa; Chordata; Actinopteri; Lampriformes; Lampridae. The transcript is spliced from 11 exons. Gene Ontology annotation, molecular function: L-proline transmembrane transporter activity. Bases 7 to 1818 code for a protein of 603 amino acids. Gene Ontology annotation, cellular component: plasma membrane. The record is from RefSeq and is a predicted model, not a curated record.
ACAGCGAUGGAAAAGGACGGCAGCAGACCCAACUGGGAUAAUCCCAAGCAAUUCAUAUUUGCAUGCAUAUCAUACGCAGUCGGAUUAGGAAACGUGUGGCGUUUUCCAUACCUCUGUCAAAUGCAUGGUGGAGGUGGGUUCUUGAUCCCAUAUCUCAUCAUGCUGGUUCUGGAGGGUGUGCCAUUAUUUUAUAUGGAGCUCGCCAUUGGCCAGAAAAUGCGUCUCGGUAGCAUUGGGGCAUGGACUGCUAUCAGCCCUUACCUGGGAGGAGUGGGUUUAGCUAGUGUUGUGACUUCCCUGUAUCUGUGUCUUUAUUACAAUGUCAUCAAUGCCUGGAGUUUCUGGUACCUCUUCAAUUCAUUUCAACCUGUCCUGCCGUGGGCACAUUGCCCUCUCAACAGCAACGAGACAGGGCCUUUGGAGGAGUGCGAACAUGCAACGCCCACUCAGUUCUUCUUCUAUAGGCAAACCCUGAACAUCUCUUCUUCCAUUGAUGAGACUGGAGGCAUACACACAGGGCAGAUACUCUGCCUUCUUCUGGCCUGGAUACUUGUCUACCUGUUUAUCAUUCGAGGACUCAAGUCCACAGGAAAGGUGGUGUAUUUCACAGCCACAUUUCCCUAUGUGGUACUUAUUAUUUACCUGAUCCGAGGUGUUACCCUUCCUGGGGCCUUCAACGGCAUCAUAUACAUGUUCACACCCAAGAUGGAUCAGCUUGCAAACCCUACUACAUGGAUCAAUGCUGCGACCCAGAUAUUUUUAUCCCUUGGCCUGGGCUUUGGAUCUCUCAUAGCUUUUGCCAGCUACAACCAGUACAAUAACAACUUUGAGCAACAGGCCAUUGUUGUGUCUGCCAUCAAUAGUGGAACCUCGAUUUUUGCCAGUAUCGUAACAUUUGCCAUCUAUGGCUUCAAGGCUACCUUCAACUAUGAAAGCUGUCUAGAGAGGACUCGCAUACUGCUGCUGAACACCUUCGAUCUAGCAGAAGACACAAUCAACGUGACAAAUGUCCACAGCUGGAUUGAGAAGCUUAACGAAACACAUCCAGAGCAGUUUGCUGACCUGGCCGACAGUCUGAAACCCUGUAAUCUGGAGGCUGAGCUGGACACCGCUGCUGAAGGUACAGGCCUGGCCUUCAUUGUGUACAGCGAAGCCAUCAGAAACAUGCCAUUAUCUCAGCUGUGGUCAGUGCUUUACUUCGCCAUGUUAUUGCUGUUAGGCAUGGGCAGUAUGGUGGGCAACAUCACUGCCAUCAUCACUCCUCUACGAGACUUUAGGGUCUUAUCUCAAAAUCUGAGCAAUGAGACUUUCAACGGUUUGGUGUGUCUGCUCUGUCUGCUGCUUGGCUUGGUGUUCACCACUCGUUCUGGAAACUAUUGGUUUACAAUAUUCAAUGACUAUGCUGCCAGUUUCUCUCUGCUCUUCAUCGUUCUCAUAGAGGUCAUCACUGUCAGUUACAUCUAUGGCAUAAAGAGGUUUGAAAAAGACAUCGAGGACAUGCUGGGUCAUAAACCUAAUUGGUACUGGAAAAGCAUGUGGAUUGCAGUCAGUCCACUCAUCCUCAUUGCCCUGUUCCUCUUCUACAUUGUCAGCUACAUCCAGGGAGGGACACCCACCUACCGAGCAUGGGACAAAGACCUGGGUAAGUCUGUGGAAACUGAAUAUCCUGUCUAUGCUCAAGCUUGUAUUGGCCUGCUCCUGGUCUCCCCGGUCAGCUGUGUGCCCCUGACAGCCCUCUACAUCUACUACAAGAACUACAAGAAGAGGGGACAGGCCAGCGGGAGACCAGCACAUUCUGUCAGCACAGUCUCUUCAUAA